Messenger RNA from Quercus lobata, 736 nucleotides. Its product is annotated as early nodulin-93-like. The transcript is spliced from 4 exons. The record is from RefSeq and is a predicted model, not a curated record. The coding region runs from base 221 to 544 and encodes 107 amino acids. NCBI's taxonomy places the organism in Eukaryota, Viridiplantae, Streptophyta, Magnoliopsida, Fagales, Fagaceae.
AAAACAAGUGACUGUUUCGUGAGUCCUCAAAUGAAACCAUCAAACACUACCAACACUAGAGAAUCUGAGUCUUAGCAACAACUACUGAACUACUCCCAAACUCUUUAUAAAUAUCAAAGCCAUUCUCACAGAAACUUUCAUCCAAAACCUUCAUAACCUCCUCAGUUUUCUCUCUACUAACUUCAUUCAUUAUAGUAUAUUUUUCAUUUCCUCUCUUAAAAUGGCAAAAAAUGUGGCUCAAUCACCUCUUGAGAGGAAUAACCUGGCUUCCCUUGACAACAAGUUGGCCAUGGCCAAGCGCUGUUCUCAUGAGGGUGUAAUAGCAGGAGCUAAGGCAGCAGUUGUUGCUACUAUUGCCACUGCCAUUCCAACUAUGGCUAGUGUGAGGAUGCUGCCUUGGGCAAGGGCUAAUCUCAAUCACACUGCACAAGCGCUCAUAAUCAGCACAGUGGCAGGAGCGGCAUAUUUCAUUGUGGCUGACAAGACCGUUUUGGCAACUGCAAGGAGGAACUCCUUUGAGCAAAUCUCCAACAAUGAAGCAUAAUAUGGAAUCACUAGCAUGGCUUUAGUUAUAUAUGUUAUUGGGCUUUAAAACCAAUUAUUAUGUAAACAUACCAUCUGAUCUUGAUAGAUAUAUAAAUAAAGAUGGGUUUACGUUUCCAUUCUAAGAGCACAAGAGCAGUAUGUUCAAAGAUCAGCUUACAUGAAUGCAAAUUAUCUUCCGUAGUAAAUCAAA